Scatophagus argus is the source of this 2705-nucleotide messenger RNA. RefSeq names its product leukotriene A4 hydrolase (gene lta4h). The transcript has 18 exons. Gene Ontology annotation, biological process: proteolysis; peptide catabolic process; leukotriene biosynthetic process. The record is from RefSeq and is a predicted model, not a curated record. Bases 864 to 2483 code for a protein of 539 amino acids. Gene Ontology annotation, cellular component: nucleus; cytosol. Gene Ontology annotation, molecular function: metallopeptidase activity; epoxide hydrolase activity; aminopeptidase activity. NCBI's taxonomy places the organism in Eukaryota, Metazoa, Chordata, Actinopteri, Scatophagidae.
CUUAGCACUGGGACAACUGGCUAUUAGCCUCAAAGCUAGCAGCUCAUUAAUUCAAUGCAGAACGAGCAAAGUUUCAUGAUUUCACACCGUGUUUCUGGUCCCCGAAGGGGUCUUUUAAUAAAACUUUAAUAAACAUUGAAAUGUCAAACUCCAAAGAAAUCUGACGUUUAAUUGUGAUUUCACUCUUCAUAGAGUUUAGACUUUAAAUGACAGCAUUUCAGAAUGAAGUUUGGUGUGACAUAGCUAACUGACUGAAUGUAAUGGAGCCACUGAUUCUGGACUUUGACUUUAUCCGAUCUGGCAGGACAGGUAUUCUCCCCUGAGAUUGGAAUGUUGAUCAGGUGUACAGCAGAGCUUACUUUCAUUUUAGUGAAACAUUUAGCAGUUUAAUGAGCUGAGCUUCUUUGUCAAAACGCCAUAAAGUAGUUUGCCGGUCAGUCAGAAUUCUGUUGAUCCUAAAUAUGGAUGAAUGCACAGGUUUUAACACUGGUUUUUUAGGUGUGUUUUAUCAGAUUAUAAAUAGGUAUGGUAGUAGUCUUAAGCAAAAGAGCUGUUAAUCUGUCUGUUUUUUUAACCGAGUUUGGUGCGGUGUAUUUGAGAUUUAAGACAGACUGAACUUAUCGGGGUUGUUUUCUGUUGGACUUUGAUUUGAAGGCUGAUUUGUCAGUACAGGUGUGUGACUAAGGUCAGAGGAUGACAGGUGAGUGUUUAUCAGCAGGUAUGUCACAGAUUGCUGACUCAGGGCUGACAUUAAUCUCAGAACCUCAUCAGUAAAAGUAUUGUUUUGUCUGCUGCAGACUUUGGACACCAAAGACCUGAAGAUCAUUUCAGUGAGUGCCAAUGGACAAGCGGCCCAGUUUACAAUGGGCCCCAAACACAGGAUCAAGGGGACGCCACUGGACAUCACGUUGCCUUUUGACCUCUCCAGAGGGCAGCAUGUGAUUGUGGAGGUGACUUAUGAGACGUCUCCAUCAGCAUCAGCUCUGCAGUGGCUCACACCUGAACAGACUGCUGGGAAGAAACAGCCGUACCUGUUCAGCCAAUGUCAGGCUCAUCACUGCAGGAGUAUGGUUCCCUGUCAGGACAGCCCAUCUGUCAAACACACCUACUAUGCUCAGGUGUCUGUGCCUAAAGAUCUGGUGGCUGUGAUGAGUGCAGUGAGAGACGGACAGGAAGUUGAUCCUCAGGACAACAACCGUAUCAUCUACAGAUUCAGACAGCCAGUGCCCAUGCCUUCUUACCUGAUAGCCAUCGUGGUGGGAGCUCUUGAAAGCAGGGAGAUCGGACCAAGGUCCAGAGUCUGGUCUGAGAAAGAGUUUGUGGAUAAAGCAGCAUAUGAGUUCUCUGAGACAGAGACCAUGUUGAAGACAGCUGAGGACCUCGCAGGACCAUAUGUUUGGGGUCAGUAUGACAUCCUGGUUCUUCCUCCAUCUUUCCCAUAUGGAGGCAUGGAGAACCCAUGUCUGACCUUCGCUACGCCAACACUGCUGGCGGGAGACAAAUCUCUGUCCAAUGUGAUUGCUCAUGAGAUCUCCCAUAGCUGGACUGGGAAUCUGGUUACCAAUAAGACCUGGGAACACUUCUGGUUGAACGAGGGUCACACGGUGUACCUGGAAAGGAUGAUUGGCAGGUCUAUGGAGAGCGAACAGUUUAGACAGUUUAAAGCCAUAGGGGGCUGGAAGGACCUGCAGGACUCGGUGAACACCUUUGGAGCCAACAACCCUCUGACCAACCUGGUCCCCAGCCUGCAGGACGUCGACCCUGACGAAGCCUACUCCUCUGUGCCCUACGAGAAAGGCUUUGCUCUGCUGUACCACCUGGAGGAACUGAUGGGGGGACCAGAGGUGUUCAUGGGUUUUGUGAAGUCGUACAUCCAGCUGUUUGCCUACAGCAGCGUCACCACGGACGAGUGGAAGAACUACCUGUUCACCUACUUCAAAGACAAGGCGGACAUCCUGAACAAGGUGGACUGGAAUGCCUGGAUGUUCACUCCUGGGAUGCCUCCAGUCAAACCUCAGUAUGACACUGCACUAGCCGAUGCCUGCAUCGCUCUGGCCCAGAGGUGGAUGAAGGCCAAAGACCAGGACCUGAGCAGCUUUAAAGAGGCUGAUGUGAAGACACUGUCAUCCCACCAGCUCAUCGAGUUCCUGUCCCUCCUGCUUCAGGAGGAUCCUCUUCCUCUGACUCAUGUAAAGAAGAUGCAGGAGGUUUAUGAUUUCAAUGCCUGUAUGAACUCAGAGAUCCGCUUCAGGUGGCUGAGGCUAUGUGUUCGGUCCAGGUGGGAGGAAGCAGCUCCUAUGGCGCUGAAGAUGGCAACAGAACAGGGCAGGAUGAAGUUCACCAGACCGCUCUUCAGAGAGGUGUUUAACUUCGAGAAGUACCGCGAUCAAGCGGUUUCAGUGUUUCUGGCUCACCGAGCAGCGAUGCACCCGGUCACCUCAGGACUCAUUGCCAAAGACCUAAAGGUGGACGCCAGUCUGUAAUACCAGAAACCUCCGGUCCAUAACCAGUGUUAAGACAUACAUUAACAGGGUCUGCAACAACAUCAAAGCUUUUCUAUCAGCUUCUUUCUCUCUUUAACCGAAUAAGAAAUUUGAUGAUUUGAUUUGGUGAAAGGUUUUCCUCCAUACAUUUUGCUUCUGUUUCUGUAUAAAUGUUUCGUCUCAGGGCAGAACAGAAAUAAAUAAAAUUUGUCUUAAAUCAGC